AGUAAAACGAGGGCUUAACCGAGGAAUUAUAAACACUUGAAUCACUGUGAUUUAUUUGGUAGGAGAAUGUUGAUCAUCCUUAAAACCAGUGGAGGAAGAACGGCAUCUCUUCAAACUGCACUCUAACUUGUCAGGAGCAGGAAAAGAACAAGAGGAUGCUGCCGCUGGAGACGCUCACCGUCGGCCCCAUGGUGGUCGACACGGUGUCUGAAGCCACCACCCUUCUGCUUGUCCUGCUGCUGCUGCUGCUCGUCACUGCCUGGUGCCGAGCAAACCGCUCACAUAUACCCGGUCCUUCCUUCUUGGCGGGACUCGGUCCUAUCCUCUCCUACAGCAGAUUCAUCUGGACUGGGAUAGGAACAGCGAGCAACUACUACAACAACAAAUAUGGCAGCAUCGUGCGAGUCUGGAUUAAUGGCGAGGAGACCCUUAUUCUGAGCAGGUCUUCAGCAGUGUAUCACGUUCUCAAGAGCGCCCACUACACGGCCAGAUUCGGGAGCAAGAAAGGGCUGGAGUGUGUUGGGAUGGAAGGGAGGGGGAUCAUUUUCAACAGUGAUGUCCUGCUCUGGAGUAAAGUGAGGACAUAUUUUUCUAAAGCUCUGACAGGCCCUGGCCUCCAGAGGACUGUGGGAAUCUGUGUAAGCUCCACAGCCAAACACCUGGACCGCCUGCAGGAGAUGACCGACCCCUUCAGACACGUGGACGCUCUCAAUCUGCUGAGAGCCGUAGUGGUGGAGAUCUCCAACAAGCUUUUCCUCAGGGUGCCGCUCAACGAAAAGGACUUGCUAAAGAAAAUCCAAAACUACUUUGAAACCUGGGAAACAGUUCUUAUAAAGCCUGAUAUAUUUUUCAAGAUUGGGUGGCUGUACAACAAGCACAGGAGAGCAGCCCAAGAGCUGCAAGAUGUGAUGGAAAGCCUUCUUGAAAUCAAAAGAAAGAUUAUAAAUGAGUCUGAGAAGUUGGAUGAUGAUCUUGACUUUGCAACGGAGCUCAUCUUCGCUCAGAACGUCGGAGAGCUCUCGGCGGAUAACGUCAGGCAGUGUGUGCUGGAGAUGGUGAUCGCGGCACCUGACACACUUUCCAUAAGCCUCUUCUUCAUGCUGAUGCUGCUGAAACAGAACCCAGACGUGGAGCUGAGGAUAGUGGAGGAGAUGAACACUGUCUUGACUGAAAACGGUGAAAACAUUGAUUAUCAAAGCUUGAAAGUGCUGGAGAGUUUCAUCAAUGAGUCUUUAAGGUUUCACCCGGUGGUUGAUUUCACGAUGCGAAAAGCUUUGGAAGAUGACAACAUCGAAGGCACAAAAAUCACAAAAGGAACCAACAUCAUUCUCAACAUCGGUCUUAUGCACAAGACUGAAUUCUUUCCUAAACCCGCAGAGUUCAGCCUGAUGAACUUUGACAAAACAGUGCCCAGUCGUUUCUUCCAGCCCUUCGGCUGCGGGCCCCGUUCCUGCGUGGGCAAACACAUCGCCAUGGUGAUGAUGAAGACCAUCCUAGUCACUCUGUUGUCUCGCUACACCGUGUGUCCUCGCCGAGGCUGCACCCUCGACAGCAUCAAGCAGACCAACAACCUGUCGCAGCAGCCUGUGGAGGACGAGCACAGCCUGGCCAUGCGCUUCAUCCCUCGAACAACAUGAACUCUCACAGUCGGCGCUGAGAUGCAGGAGGAGACGCAGGAGGAGAGGAGACACAGGAGGAGACGCAGGAGGAGACGUAGGAGGAGACGUAGGAGGAGACGCAGGAGGAGACACAGGAGGAGACGCAGGAGACGCAGGAGGAGAGGAGACGCAGGAGGAGACACAGGAGGAGACGCAGGAGGAGAAACUACCAGAAUGUCACAAAAUGAUUCCCUGGCCAUGAUAUUACAAAUGUGCAAAACCCUCACAAACUGUGUUUUUAUAGUUCUAGAUUUCAUGCUAAAUGUGUGAAGUCACAUCAGAUGUUUUGUCUACUUUGACAUUAAUUACCUUUAUGAAUACGUUCAAGGUUUUAGCAGAGCAGGCACCGUCUUCUGGACCUGGACUGAGACAAACAGCUAGUUUUUCAUUUUGUACGUUAAUCCCAGUUUAAUCCAGUUGAUGAAGAUACUGUUAUCAUGUCACAAAUAUGUUUGACAUACUGUUUGUGUUUCUAUGGAAGCCCUGAGAGACAAAUGAGAAGACUAAAUUUGGCGAUUCAUUUUCUAAGUCUGACCUAAAUGGUUUUCUCUCCUGUGUUUAGGUGUUUAGCCAGAAUAUUCUUUAUAAAUUCCUGAGAACAUAUUUGACGUGUGAAACGGGGACAAAGUAAGUUUCCCAGGAUAGAUUUUGGAUGGACAAAUAGAAAUCUCACCUGGAAGAAAAGCAUGAAGAAGCACUUCAGCCUCUUGUGGCCGAAAGUUCUUAGAAAGAUAAAAUAAAAUCACCAGAUUUAUUUUUCCUCA
Cottoperca gobio is the source of this 2422-nucleotide messenger RNA. Its product is annotated as aromatase-like. Lineage: Eukaryota; Metazoa; Chordata; Actinopteri; Perciformes; Bovichtidae. Bases 156 to 1637 code for a protein of 493 amino acids. Gene Ontology annotation, cellular component: endoplasmic reticulum. Gene Ontology annotation, biological process: response to estradiol; female gonad development. The record is from RefSeq and is a predicted model, not a curated record. The transcript has 10 exons. Gene Ontology annotation, molecular function: iron ion binding; aromatase activity; heme binding.